AUGGCUGAGGUACUCGCGCCCAUAACCCAGCCUUCUACCUUGCUCCACACCCCUGCCGACUCUCAAUCACCCCAUCAGUCGACGAGGACGUCGCCCAUGCCUCGUACCCAAUACUACAACACUACAAGUGGAGGAAUAGGAUACCGGGGCAACUCUGCGACGCCCGUGCAGACAUACGCUUUCCAAACUUCGCCUCAACUCAGGCAAGAGAACCGCUCGACCUCUGCCCCCGUCAACCCCUACCAGCAACAACAAACUUUCGAACCCUCUCUCGCUACCGCCAAGCAAGGACACGCUACGCAUCCUUCGUCCUCUUCGGGAUCCACCGCAUCGUCGUCGUCUUCCUCGAAUCGCUCCCUGCAGCGCGGUUCCAAGGACGACACCGCCAUCCUUCCGCAUCGGAGACGCCAGUCGGCCGACGAAUCGCUUAAAAGCCCAACCAUGGCAUCCCGGCCCCUGUCGAUAAAUUUGUCGACGUCGGUGCCAGACCUCUCGCUCGGCAACUUCGACCUUCCCGUGAGGCCUUCGCCGGAUCGUUACCGCCGUCGCAGCAACACACCGAACAGCCCUUCGACCGCCCUUCCGCCGGAUGCUCGCUCUGCCGCCCCCUCGGGCUCCGGUAUGGCAGGUGUCGCCCACCUGUACAAGGGCGCAGGCCCUGGCAGCCCCACGUCUCGUCCCGGUCACGUAAGAACCAGCAGUGCAGACGACUCAUCAUUGCCUCGGCAAGGUCCGGAACAGGCGAAGAGGUACAGACGCAGGAGUGUCGGUGGAUUCAACGAUCUGCCCAGUCCAUCGGCGGCACCCAGUUCUCCGGGCCAGUCUUUCUCUAGUCAGCAAACACGCCCGGAUACCAAAUCCUCCAAUUCCUAUUCCGAAGACAACAACAGCCACGAGAGUGUUUCUUCGGCGAGUAACUCCAACCGGCCGUCCUCUUCAAAGCGCGAGACCACCGGUCAAAAUUCACCAAAGCCCUCUUCGCCUCAUAUGGCGCAACAAGGCCAAUCUCCCAAUGUGCCUGCCCGCGGAUCAUCUGCGGAAGCGACCAAGAAGAUGGCGAAUCCUUCGCCUCUUUCGAGACCAGCCGACGGAUCCGCCCCGCCCUCGAGGGGCUCUAGCAGAGCACCUGCAGCAGACAGCCCUGCUGCUCAGCAUCUUGCAGCUCUAGGUGAAAGGGAUCACAAGGGCGUAAAGUCACGGUUAAGAAGAGCAUUUUCAUUCGGUAGCGCAGCGGAGCUUCGCAAAGCCACGGCCGAGAACCACAUUUCUUCAAGAGGGGGCCAGCGUAAAAUAGUUAUGCCGCAAGAGGGGGAGGAGAUGGACCCGGAGACUGCCGCCCUUGCUGCUCAACAGGAAGCUGCUGGAAUCGGCAAUAGCAUUUAUUCCGGUCAGGGAGGCGUGUUCUCUGGUUCUACCGACAACCUCUCAAUAUCUUCCACCGCGUCGUCCGCUUCGGUCAUGCUCCGGAAGAUGGGCAAGGGCAUGAAGAAGAGUGGAAGGUCGUUGAAGGGCCUUUUCCGGCCGAAAUCCGUCAUCGGUGUGCCCGCUGCCGAUUCUGCGGUCCAGCCAAGUUUGGCGCAGGUGUCACAUGUCACUGUUGAGGCGGAGAGGGAGAAGGUCAAUGUGAACGCAAACCCUGCCGAACAUUCGGGUGGCGGCACUGGCUUCCCCAAAUUGGAGCGGAAUUCACUAGAGGUUCCGGCUGCCGCAGAGAGGCCGUCUUCAUCGCCGGGGAGCAACAGCGCCGACAUCUCCAGAAAGAGCAUCAUGGGUGGCGAAAGAGAGCGCGCGGAGGUUCUAGCAGCUGUCAGGAAAGGCAUCCUCAAGAGGACCGUCACCGACAGCCCUUCGCCAAUGAUACGCCCGGCCGACAACAUCGCACCAGGUUUCACCCACAGUGCAGACACACCGAACUCGAGUGCGCCCAGCACGCCUGGCGAUGACCAGCGGGUCGGGCCUUCAGGCAUAAGCGGCGAGGACUACUUUGGCGGACCGCGCCUGGCCGCCGGUAGCACGAAGAGCCUGCCGAACACUCCGCAUGGCCAGUCGCGCAACAUCUCCUUCAGUCCGCGCAUUCAGUUCCACGACGCUUGGUCCAGUUCGGAGUACGACCGACGUGGAGACAUUGCCACCUGCAACCGUCUUACGCCCAUGCUGGCACAACAAAUUAAGGAGGAGCUCAACACUUUCAAAAUGGAAAUGGAAGUCCAUGAGAUGUCCAAGCCUCACACGCAUUUCUUCUAA
Messenger RNA from Aplosporella prunicola CBS 121167, 2244 nucleotides. RefSeq lists its product as uncharacterized. The coding region runs from base 1 to 2244 and encodes 747 amino acids. The record is from RefSeq and is a predicted model, not a curated record. NCBI's taxonomy places the organism in Eukaryota, Fungi, Ascomycota, Dothideomycetes, Botryosphaeriales, Aplosporellaceae. Gene Ontology annotation, molecular function: actin binding. Gene Ontology annotation, biological process: actin cytoskeleton organization. The transcript has 3 exons.